AUGGUAGUCUUGAUCGUUUCCAUCGCUUACGCAUACGAGGAUCUGAGUAUCCAAACGUCUAGGCGCGUAUUAGAGAUGAUCUCGAUGAAUGUGCUUCUACACUGGACCCUGGUAUGGACAGCACCGCCUCAUGUUCAAUGGGGCAAAGAUUUCCUCGCUAUGGUUACGUUUUACACGCUGAUCCUGUGGCUUAUAUGGAUCGCGGUAGCGGCCGACUCGUUUGCUUGA
This is a messenger RNA of Akanthomyces muscarius, 228 nucleotides long. RefSeq lists its product as uncharacterized. Lineage: Eukaryota; Fungi; Ascomycota; Sordariomycetes; Hypocreales; Cordycipitaceae. The transcript has 2 exons. The coding region runs from base 1 to 228 and encodes 75 amino acids. The record is from RefSeq and is a predicted model, not a curated record.